CGGCAAUCUAGAGAUAUGAACAUCAUUUGGAAGCUUCCAGCCAACGGUCGUGGUCGGUAUCCCUUGCAUCGUGGCCAUGAGCUCGGAUCGCUGGACCUGCAUUAGGGUGUUGGAGACAGGAGGGCGCAAUUUCCCAAACAAUUCCCCGGCCGACGUCGAUCAACCACUAUCUCAUUUAUAAACCACGGCCUUGCUCGACCUUCACUGCUCUCUUCGUUCUCACCAUCCAACUCACAUUACAAUAAUCAGACUUCGGUCGUUACACUCUUUAACCAAACCAACUAUCACUACAUUCUUUAAUAACCAACUCACCACCUUUUUUCCAACCACCCCGACUUUUUAACCAAACCCACCAACAUCAAUCAAAAUGCGUUUCGCUGUUGUCGCCUCUGCUCUUUUCGCCGGCCUCGUUGCUGCUGCCCCUGCCAUCACUGAGACCGUCCACUCCACCGCUGUUGAGACCAUCACCUCCUGCGGCCCUGAGGUCACAAACUGCCCGGCCCGCUCAGCAUCUGCCGCUACCUCGGCUCCCGUUGUUCCUACUUCGGCUCCCGUCGUUGCUGCUGUCCAGAACACCACUGCCCCUGCUGCCGGUCCUUCGACCGUCACCCUCUACUCCACCCAGGCUGUUACCAUCACCUCCUGCGGUCCUGAAGUUACAAACUGCCCCGCUAGAGUCAGCUCUUCUUUGAUCCCUACUGGCUACACCACCGUCCCCGUUGCCGUCCAGGUCCCCAGCUCUGCUCCCUUCGCCAUGGUCAACUCCACCAUGACCGCUCCCCAGGGCACUGCUGCCUCCACUGGAUUCGGUGCUUCCGCCACCCAGUCCAUGCCCUCCUCUUACACCGGUGCUGCUGGCAAGCUUAACGCUGGCAUCGCCCUUGCCGGUGUUGCUGGUUUCGCUGCUCUCCUCAUCUAAGCGAAUUCACUUUCAGCUUUUGAUGUAUUUUUAGCGCACGCAAUGAUUCCCACUUCAUCUUAGAGAUACGGCUUUCUUCUUUCUUAUCUGCAUAUGGGGGAACAUACGACUCGGCUUCACGGCAUCGAGCGAUUCUCUCUGGUUUUCUCCUUUGUCACAGCUUUUUGAGGAUCCGAUGUUUUUUUGCACACAGCAAGCACAUAAUCAGGGCUGCGACACUCCUGUAUACUUCGCAUUGAAGGUUGUUUGGGGG
This is a messenger RNA of Aureobasidium pullulans EXF-150, 1172 nucleotides long. RefSeq lists its product as uncharacterized. NCBI's taxonomy places the organism in Eukaryota, Fungi, Ascomycota, Dothideomycetes, Dothideales, Saccotheciaceae. The transcript has 2 exons. The coding region runs from base 368 to 919 and encodes 183 amino acids. The record is from RefSeq and is a predicted model, not a curated record.